GGGGAAAGGACCCCGCGAGGGAGUCGGGGGAGAGACUAUGGGGAAGGACCAGGAGCUGCUGGAAGCGGCUCGCACGGGCAACGUGGCUCUGGUGGAGAAACUCCUGUCUGGCAGGAAAGGAGGGAUCCUGGGCGGUGGAUCCGGACCCCUGCCCCUGUCUAAUCUGCUCAGCAUCUGGCGAGGCCCCAAUGUGAACUGCACAGACAGUUCGGGUUACACUGCUUUACACCAUGCGGCCUUAAAUGGACAUAAGGAAAUAGUUCUCAAACUACUUCAAUAUGAGGCAUCAACAAAUGUAGCAGACAACAAGGGUUAUUUUCCUAUUCACCUGGCUGCCUGGAAAGGAGAUGAGGAAAUUGUGAAGAUUCUUAUUCAUCACGGGCCAUCGCAUUCCCGAGUCAAUGAACAGAACAAUGAGAAUGAAACUGCCCUGCACUGUGCAGCUCAGUACGGACACUCGGAAGUCGUGGCCGUUCUCCUGGAUGAGCUCACGGAUCCCACCAUCAGGAACAGCAAGCUGGAAACACCUCUGGACCUGGCGGCGCUUUACGGACGGCUGAGAGUAGUCAAAAUGAUCAUCAGUGCGCACCCGAACUUAAUGAGCUGCAACACGCGCAAGCACACUCCGCUGCACCUCGCCGCACGCAAUGGCCACAAAGCGGUCGUUCAGGUGCUGUUGGAAGCAGGAAUGGAUGUGAGCUGUCAGACAGAAAAGGGGAGUGCACUUCAUGAAGCAGCUUUGUUUGGAAAGGUGGAUGUUGUGAGAGUUCUAUUAGAAACAGGAAUUGAUGCCAAUAUAAAGGAUAGCUUAGGGAGAACUGUCUUAGACAUUCUGAAAGAACAUCCAUCUCAGAAAUCUCUCCAGAUUGCAACACUCUUACAAGAAUAUUUAGAAGGCACGGGAAGACCAGCAGUCCUGGAAGCACAUGUACAAGAAUGUACAACACAGGAAACACACCUUUCGUCUCCUCUUGAGUCUCCUUCCCAAAAGACCAAAAGUGAAACUGUGACGGGAGAAUUAUCAAAACUCUUGGAUGAAAUAAAACUCUGUCAAGAAAAGGAUUAUUCUUUUGAAGACUUGUGCCACACAAUAUCAGACCACUACUUAGAUAAUUUGAGCAAGAUUUCAGAGGAAGAACUUGGGAAAAAUGGAAGCCAGAGUGUAAGAACUUCAUCUACAAUAAAUUUGUCACCAGGAGAAGUGGAAGAAGAAGAUGAUGAUGAAAACACUUGUGGGCCCUCAGGACUCUGGGAAGCGUUGACUCCUUGCAAUGGAUGUAGGAACCUUGGCUUCCCUAUUCUUGCACAGGAAUCCUAUCCAAAGAAGAGGAAUUACACUAUGGAAAUUGUACCAUCUGCUUCUCUGGAUACGUUUCCUUCAGAAAACGAGAACUUUCUCUGUGAUCUCACGGACACAGCAGUUACCAAGAAACCCUGCUCCUUAGAAAUUGCAAGAGCCCCUUCCCCAAGAACUGAUAAUGCCUCUGAGGUAGCAAUUACUGCUCCAGGAACUAGUAACCAUAGAAACAGCUCUACAGGCCCAACACCUGACUGCUCACCUCCAUCCCCCGACACUGCCCUCAAAAAUAUUGUAAAAGUUAUUCGACCCCAGCCUAAACAACGAACCUCUAUUGUGUCUUCUCUGGAUUUUCAUCGGAUGAAUCAUAACCAAGAAUAUUUUGAAAUCAACACGUCUACAGGGUGUACAAGCUUCCCUUCCAGCCCUCCUGUUAGUCCACCCACCUCUUCUGUGGGAACCGCAGAGGUCAAGAACGAGGGAACUGGCCAUCCAGAUGAACUCUCUCAACAGGAGGACAGUGAUCCCCCAAAGGAAUAUGAUCCUGGGCAAUUUGCAGGCCUUCUCCAUGGAUCCUCUCCAGCUUGUGAGUCCCCUGAAAACCCAUUUCAUCUCUACAGGAAAAGAGAUGAACAUGAAGAAGGACAAGAUGAAAUCAUUUUGGCCAAGAGUCCUCUGUCUUUCAAGCAGUCUCCAAUAGAAAAUAACACAGAACCUUUGGUAAAGAAAAUUAAACCCAAGGUGGUCAGUAGAACAAUUUUUCACAAAAAACCCAACCAAGUUGAAAACCAUACCAUUGUUGGUACAAGAACAACCAGGAGUGGAUCCCGGAAUGGGGACCAAUGGAUUGUGAACACGGGAGGAUUUGUGGAGAGAGCCUGCACCCUGGGGAGAAUCAGGUCAUUGCCAAAAGCCCUGAUUGACAUGCAUUUAUCCAAAAAUGUGUCUAAGUCGGAUUCUGAUCUCAUUGCCUACCCUUCAACUGAGAAACCAUCGAGAGUUAACUGGAGUGAAUCUUCUACUACUGAACAGAGCUCGAAAGGGAAUUCUGAAAGAACACCAUCCUUCACCUCAGAAUGGGAAGAAAUUGACAAAAUAAUGAGUUCCAUAGAUGUUGGAAUUAACAGUGAACUUGAAGAAAUGAAUGGUGAGGCCACAAGACCCAGAUGCCCUGUGCAAACAGUGGGACAAUGGUUGGAAAGCAUUGGGCUACCUCAGUACGAGAACCACCUGAUGGCUAAUGGAUUUGACAAUGUGCAGUUUAUGGGAAGCAAUGUUAUGGAAGAUCAGGAUUUAUUGGAAAUUGGGAUCCUUAAUUCUGGGCACAGACAGAGAAUUCUACAGGCAAUCCAGCUCCUCCCAAAGAUGAGACCCAUUGGCCAUGACGGCUACCAUCCCACCUCUGUCGCCGAGUGGCUGGAUUCCAUCGAACUAGGUGACUACACCAAAGCCUUUCUAAUCAAUGGCUACACAUCGAUGGACCUGUUGAAAAAAAUCUGGGAGGUUGAGCUUAUUAAUGUUUUAAAAAUCAGUUUGAUUGGCCACAGGAAACGUAUUUUGGCGUCGCUGGGAGACAGGCUGCACGAGGACCCGCCCCAGAAGCCCCCUCGCUCCAUCACCCUCAGGGAACCCAGUGGUAAUCACACUCCUCCUCAGUUGUCUCCAUCACUUAGCCAAAGCACUUACACCACUGGUGGCUCCCUAGACGUUCCUCACAUUAUCAUGCAGGGCGAUGCAAGGAGGAGAAGAAAUGAAAACUACUUUGAUGAUAUUCCCCGAUCAAAACUGGAGAGGCAGAUGGCCCAGCAGUCGUCUGUCUGUGAGAUAUGGACGAAUCAGAACGCUGGAUUCCCUUUCUCAGCCAUCCAUCAGGUCCAUAAUACAGGAGACUGGGGAGAACCUUCCAUUACCUUGCGCCCUCCAAACGAAGCUACGGCCUCAACUCCAGUUCAGUACUGGCAGCACCACCCAGAAAAGCUCAUCUUCCAGUCGUGUGAUUACAAAGCUUUUUAUUUAGGUUCUAUGCUGAUUAAAGAGCUCAGGGGGACAGAAUCAACCCAAGAUGCUUGUGCAAAAAUGCGGGCUAACUGUCAGAAGUCCACCGAGCAAAUGAAGAAGGUCCCUACUAUUAUUCUUUCAGUCUCAUAUAAAGGAGUCAAAUUUAUUGAUGCCACAAAUAAGAACAUAAUUGCCGAGCAUGAAAUUCGUAACAUCUCCUGUGCCGCCCAGGACCCGGAAGACCUCUCCACGUUUGCUUACAUCACGAAGGAUUUGAAGUCCAAUCACCACUACUGUCACGUGUUUACCGCCUUCGAUGUGAAUUUAGCCUACGAAAUCAUCCUGACGCUGGGACAGGCGUUUGAAGUGGCUUACCAGCUCGCGCUGCAGGCGAGGAAAGGGGGCCAUUCCUCCACGCUCCCAGAAAGCUUUGAAAACAAACCCUCCAAGCCCAUCCCCAAGCCCCGCGUCAGCAUCCGCAAGUCCGUGCAGAUCGACCCCUCUGAGCAAAAGACUCUGGCCAAUCUGCCGUGGAUUGUGGAGCCGGGACAGGAAGCCAAGAGGGGGAUUAAUACCAAGUAUGAGACCACGAUUUUCUGAUACUCACCGUCCUCCCGCCCUCGUGGUGCCUUGCACGCCGAGCAGCCCGGAGCAGGCUUCCCUUCCCGCCUCCGUUCCCACCCAGCCCAGGAGGAAGACUGCUCGGUUUGUGUGGCCUUGUCACAGGCGCAGGGCCGCUGGCCAUUCCUGGGGACGUUCUUUCUGCACCAGGGACAGAAAGCGCAACCGAAACCCUGAGAGGCACGAGCUGAGAUUUUCGCGGG
Messenger RNA from Eptesicus fuscus (big brown bat), 4119 nucleotides. It is a transcript of the gene ANKS1B, whose product is annotated as ankyrin repeat and sterile alpha motif domain containing 1B. Gene Ontology annotation, cellular component: cytosol. Gene Ontology annotation, molecular function: protein binding. NCBI's taxonomy places the organism in Eukaryota, Metazoa, Chordata, Mammalia, Chiroptera, Vespertilionidae. The transcript is spliced from 27 exons. Bases 38 to 3895 code for a protein of 1285 amino acids. The record is from RefSeq and is a predicted model, not a curated record.